AUGGCCCUUCUGAAGCUGAGGUACCGCAACAGUUUCAUUGAUGCCGAUGACGAGACAUCGGAGGUGCCACAGAGACGUGCUAACAGUUUGCCACCGUUUCGGGUGUGUGACCUGAUGGAACAAGAAGAGGAUCUCCCAACCGUCGAGGUUUCCAUGCAGAAUUAUGUGGAAAAUCUCUCCGAGCAGUGGCAGGCCAAAAGCCCUCUGGAUUUGCGAAGUCCAUCCUUUUCACCAACGAAUGUCGGCGGCUGUGAUGGCUCUCCAACCUCGGACGGUAGCACCUUAGAGCCUUCGAUAUCCAUCCCUACCGUGGCUAGGCAGGCCGAACAGGCCAUAAGUCCCGGUAGCUUGGGGCAUCCAGAGGUCUGCCGUCGGCAAUGCAUCUACUUCCUGCAAGGACAUUGUUCCAAUGGCGAUGCCUGCACGUACUGCCACCUUCCCCACACGCAGAGAGCACCCAAACUUGACAAGAGGCAGCGCAGCAUCAUGCAAGCCUUGAGCCAUCAAGAAGUGCUUGCCCUGAUGCAACACCUUUGCACGGCCAAAGCGGAGGAGAUCGGCAUGCUGAAGGAAGCGCAGGAAGUGAUCAGCAUUCUCACGGCCGAAGCCAAUGGGCUACGACUUCCAUCCAUGGCCGAACGAGAGAUCCGGGCACUUUGCAAGACGUUGUCGCGCAUGAGUUUUUCCAGUCUCUUGGGCUUGGUGACGCAUCGAAAACCUCAGUGCAGCGUGGAGGCAGACUGCGCGGAGCGUCUCAGCGCGGCCAUGGAACGGAUGCGUCAGGACGUUGGGGCGAAAGUCGGGGCUCAGGAUCCAUCGAUAGGUUCAAAGGCUGUACAAGGGCCACCCGAAGGCAUCAGAUGCGUCCUGUUGCUCCGGGCUUGCCAUUUCGCAGUGGUGCACUGGGACAUUUGGUCCUUGUGGCCUGUGGCCACUGUGGCCGUGAAAUGUUUGAACCGGGAACCAAAGAAGGACCUGGUGCUGUUGGAAAGCCCGGUGUUUCAGUGA
Cladocopium goreaui is the source of this 1008-nucleotide messenger RNA. NCBI's taxonomy places the organism in Eukaryota, Dinophyceae, Suessiales, Symbiodiniaceae. The record is from the annotation of a GenBank genome assembly.